CAUGGCCCCCGUUCUGGCGGCCUUGGCGCUGCUAACUCUGCUGCCCGUAUCGGAGCAAGGUCCUCACGAGAAGCGGCUACUGAACGCGCUGCUCGCGUCGUACAACACGCUUGAGCGGCCUGUGGCCAACGAGAGCGAGCCCUUGGAGGUCAAGUUCGGCUUGACGCUGCAGCAAAUCAUCGACGUGGAUGAGAAAAAUCAAAUCCUGACUACGAACGUCUGGCUUAAUUUGGACGAGAAGAAUCAGCUACUUAUAACCAAUAUAUGGCUGUCAUUGGAAUGGAAUGACUACAACUUGAGGUGGAACGACACAGAGUACGGGGGCGUCAAGGACCUCCGAAUCACUCCGAACAAACUGUGGAAACCAGACGUACUCAUGUAUAAUAGUGCUGACGAGGGUUUUGACGGGACAUACCAGACCAACGUGGUGGUCAGAAACAACGGCAGUUGCCUGUACGUGCCCCCGGGCAUUUUCAAGAGCACAUGCAAGAUAGACAUCACGUGGUUUCCCUUCGAUGAUCAGCAUUGUGACAUGAAGUUCGGUAGCUGGACCUACGAUGGCAAUCAGUUGGAUCUGGUGCUCAAGGAUGAAGCCGGCGGAGACUUGUCAGAUUUUAUCACAAACGGCGAGUGGUAUUUAAUAGGAAUGCCAGGCAAAAAGAACACGAUAACAUACGCGUGCUGCCCCGAGCCGUACGUGGACGUAACGUUCACGAUCAUGAUCAGGAGACGGACGCUGUACUAUUUCUUCAACCUCAUCGUGCCGUGCGUGCUGAUCUCUUCUAUGGCCCUCCUCGGGUUCACGCUGCCUCCCGACUCGGGGGAGAAGUUGACACUCGGAGUGACUAUACUUCUCUCGCUGACGGUGUUUCUCAACCUGGUAGCCGAGACCCUGCCGCAGGUCUCCGAUGCAAUCCCCCUGUUAGGGACGUACUUCAAUUGCAUCAUGUUCAUGGUGGCCUCUUCGGUGGUGCUGACGGUGGUAGUAUUGAACUACCACCACAGGACAGCAGACAUACAUGAAAUGCCGCAAUGGAUAAAAUCCGUGUUCCUGCAAUGGCUGCCGUGGAUCCUGCGCAUGUCGCGGCCAGGCAAGAAGAUCACGCGCAAGACGAUCAUGAUGAACACGCGGAUGCGCGAGCUGGAGCUCAAGGAGCGCUCGUCCAAGUCGCUGCUGGCCAACGUGUUGGACAUCGAUGACGACUUCCGACACGCCCCGCCGCCGCCCAAUAGCACCGCGUCGACGGGGAAUUUAGGACCAGGGUGCUCAAUUUUCCGGACGGACUUCAGGCGGUCGUUCGUUCGGCCCUCCACCAUGGAGGAUGUGGGAGGAGGGCUCGGCAGCCAUCACCGCGAGCUUCACCUCAUCCUGAGGGAACUACAGUUCAUCACGGCCAGGAUGAAGAAGGCGGAUGAGGAGGCCGAGCUGAUCAGCGACUGGAAGUUCGCGGCGAUGGUUGUUGAUAGGUUUUGCUUGUUCGUGUUCACUCUCUUCACGAUCAUCGCGACCGUCGCGGUGCUGCUGUCAGCUCCGCACAUCAUCGUGCAGUAGCAUUAGGUACCAGGGUUCGUGUAGGCCCUACCAUGAGAGAACUAAUCUUAGUCUUCGCCGAUGUAAUUAUAAAAUGUAUAAACUAUAUCUAAAGCGGUUGAAACGCACACGUCUCUUUUAACUAAGUCGAAAGACGGUAAAUAUAAAUGACAUACGUUAAAUAGCUUAGUUAAGUCCAACAUAUUAUAAAAAGAUUGUGAUGUUGACUAGGAUGUUAUACAGAUAAAUGUUGAUGAGUAUAAUUUGUUAAAAAUAUAAUUAUAUUUCUAAUUGAUACGGUUAAAGAGGUUAUUAAUAAUUGUGUUAAAGGAGUGGUUUAACGUGAGUGGGACAAUGCUUGGUUUGAAGUGAUUCGUGACGGUCUCAAGACGAAAGAUUUUGUUCAAGACAGUGUUUGAUCCGGAGAGCACUUUUCUAUUAACUAGUGCAUAAUUAAAAUACGACUUCUAGGAGCAAUCGCUCCUGAGAUAGAAUAAUCCAAAUACUAUCCUUUCUACUUGAAAAUGAGGGAUCACAGACAUUGACAUUACCCUAGGGCGUUAAGUAUCGUGUAUAUAACAUAAAGGAUGAAAUAUUGGUAGAGUCAAGACAAAUAGCUUACUACUUUAGUAACGUAAGAUGAAAAAUAGCAUGACUAAAGUUUGCGACGGAGUAAAGUGUUUCGGAAUAAAUCAAUUGAAGUGAGGAAUUGCCUACAGAUUUGGAAUUGAUAAACAACAAUUAAAAGAACCAACGGUAGAAUAAGGUCAGAGAUUAAAGUGAAUUAUUAAUUAGAACGCGAUGACUAAACGAAUUACAUUAAAUGACUAAAAUAUGUAUCAAAUUGGUUAACGUAGUCGUUCUCCAAGUAUCAGAUGUAGAUUGGGAUAACGAGCAAGUAGUUGGCAUUGUAGGUCGGUGGCACAUCAAGCUUACCUUGUAGCACCUUAUUUAAUCGUAACAGGUGUGAUUUUGGAACAAAGUUGUAAUGUCUGAUGUGCCAGCGACUGUACGUAUUCGAGUAAUUCAAAUAACAUUUCUCUAGCGUCACACGAAAUAGGACUUAACGUAUAAUUUGAACAUGAUUAAUUUACGCUAAAUUCUAGAGCGCGCAUAUACAUUGUAUGAAUUUGCAAAUGUCACUACUCAUCACAUAGUGUUACAAUAAAUGUAUAUACAGGAAUUAUCGCGAUGUGUAUUUGUAUAUAAAUUAGAAAAUGCGGAAAAAAGACUAAUGUAAUUCUUGACUAGACAACUGCGGACAAGUCUUUUUGAGCUCAAUUCUUA
Molecule: messenger RNA, 2818 nt
Organism: Ostrinia nubilalis (European corn borer)
Lineage: Eukaryota; Metazoa; Arthropoda; Insecta; Lepidoptera; Crambidae
Gene: nAChRalpha6
Product: neuronal acetylcholine receptor subunit alpha-7-like
Exons: 13
Coding region: 2-1552 (516 amino acids)
Biological process (GO): monoatomic ion transmembrane transport; chemical synaptic transmission; signal transduction
Cellular component (GO): postsynaptic membrane; plasma membrane; neuron projection
Molecular function (GO): acetylcholine-gated monoatomic cation-selective channel activity; transmembrane signaling receptor activity
Source: RefSeq, a predicted model, not a curated record